CUUGUUACGAAUCAUUUUAGAUUGGACCCUUGUUUUCCCCUGAGUAGUUUGCUUACACGGCACGAGUUUUCUGCCAACCGUAAUGGAUAAUCAAUCGACUGAUAGCUUCUGGCAGGAGUCGAGCGGUACACAACCAGGCUACGGUGGCUUUCCCGACAAAUCUCAAGUUCUCGACUUUCAAACGUUUGACCAAAGCACGACCUUCUACACACCCGGCAUGUACCAGCCUGGACAGUAUAUGCAACCGUACCCGCUACACACAAUCAACAGUACGCUGCCGUACGAACAAUCAGUACCGGGGCAGAGCGCCCACAUUGGUGAGUCCGAGUUCGACGAAGCACCGCUAUUGGAUGAGCUGGAAAUCUACCCACAACGCAUUCUCCAAAAAUCUCUCGCUGUGCUGAAUCCUUUCCAUGCGACGAGCUUCAAAGAUACGACAGACUAUUUGUUCAAGGAAAGUGAUUUAGCCGGUCCAAUUUUGCUCUUGCUGGUAUUAGCCGCAUGCUUAUCAAUAUCAAACAGCAAAGCUCAAUUCGGUUACAUCUACGGUCUGUCGGCGAUUUCGGUCGUAGUUAUGUACUGUUUGAUAUACUUAAUGGGCCACUUGGUGGAAUCGUUCGUCAGCAUUUCUGGCAUUGCCAGCGUGCUCGGCUACAGUAUGCUGCCUAUAGUUUGCCUGUCCAUCGUGUCCGUUAUGAUUCCAUUGAACAAUUUCUACGGUGUGGUGAUUACCGGUGCCGCAAUUGCUUUGGCGAGCAUGAACUCUAGCAAGAUGUUCUGCCUGAUGACAGGCGAUCCCCAUCAGCGUUACUUAUUGGCGUAUCCCUGCGCUCUGUUGUAUGCCAUUUUCUCCCUUUUAGUACUAUUUUAAGCCGCUUACUCGGUAGAUACUCCCACAGACGAAUAAUCCCUGAUCCUGCUAACGACGUGUUUUGUCAACCUAUUGAAGGAUGUUUUUAAAGUAUAGUAUGCAAAAUUGUAUGGAAUAAAUAAAGAAAUGUCA
Molecule: messenger RNA, 1003 nt
Organism: Anopheles bellator
Lineage: Eukaryota; Metazoa; Arthropoda; Insecta; Diptera; Culicidae
Gene: Yip1d1
Product: protein YIPF5 homolog
Exons: 2
Coding region: 83-871 (262 amino acids)
Biological process (GO): vesicle fusion with Golgi apparatus; endoplasmic reticulum to Golgi vesicle-mediated transport
Cellular component (GO): membrane; trans-Golgi network
Source: RefSeq, a predicted model, not a curated record